Molecule: messenger RNA, 660 nt
Organism: Zea mays
Lineage: Eukaryota; Viridiplantae; Streptophyta; Magnoliopsida; Poales; Poaceae
Exons: 3
Coding region: 193-504 (103 amino acids)
Source: RefSeq, a predicted model, not a curated record
CGCCUACAUCCUCGGGUCAACCGACGCACGAUGCGAAAUCCUCGGCCAUGACUGCCCUGAUCCAGUGGCCUCGUCGUGCAUAUAAAAAUCGGUCGCGCCGCAUUCCCUAUGACCGAUUCAAUCGCGUUGACGACUGGAGCCUAACCAUUAUCGCAAGGAAGGAGGGAGCAGGGGGGUGAUUGGGUGGCCACCAUGGAGAGUCACCGCCACCAUCAUCGCGCUCCCUGCGGAUUGCCUUGGAUGUCAGUCAUGGUCUGUGGCACCUGGGCAAAGGAUGUUCACGCGCUACGAACCUUGAUCCCCCUGGUAAUUUCUCAUCGGGGGCGCCACUACCUUGAGCCCGCGCCGCAUCGCAAUUCGCGCGUCCGUCGCCCCAACUCCAACGAGCAAGUGAUUGAGGACCCUGGUGUUCAACAGGUAGAAGUUGCUGAGCAGGAGCUCAUUGAAGGAGAAGAACAGGUGGUCCAAGAGGAGCCUUACAACGAGGAGUUCGAGCUUAUCUAGGUGGCGUCUCCCAGUCAGCUUGAUGGCGCCAAGGAAUAAUACUUAGUUCGUUUUAUUAUUCUUAUUCAUUUUUGUAAGACUUCCGCUAUGUAAUAAUGAUAUUUGUGACAUUUAUCUCUAUACACUUUAUCGUUAUAUGUGAUGUUCUACUUUGGC